Hydractinia symbiolongicarpus is the source of this 3260-nucleotide messenger RNA. Its product is annotated as eukaryotic elongation factor 2 kinase-like. The coding region runs from base 88 to 2208 and encodes 706 amino acids. The record is from RefSeq and is a predicted model, not a curated record. NCBI's taxonomy places the organism in Eukaryota, Metazoa, Cnidaria, Hydrozoa, Anthoathecata, Hydractiniidae. Gene Ontology annotation, biological process: protein phosphorylation. The transcript has 13 exons. Gene Ontology annotation, molecular function: protein binding; ATP binding; elongation factor-2 kinase activity.
GUAAGCAUAAAAAGCUGUAUUUAUCUUUAGAUGAUUAUGUAAAAAUAUUAAAAAGUUAAAACAAGACCUUGGUAGUUUGCAGAAGACAUGUCCUUCUCUUCAACGGAUGAAUUUGAGAUUCAGGACCUUCUCUCCAGCACACCAGAUGAAACAUCAAAUGGAUUUAAUGGUGGACAUGUCACUGGCACGCCGAGAAAGAAUAUCAAUUGCUUAAAUGGACAUGACAAAAUCAGAAUAGAAAACGGAAACUAUCUUGAUGUCAAUCCAACAAUCACUGAACAAAAUGGACACAACAAAAUGUUGUUGGGAAAAAAUUUAGAAAAUAUUCAAAAUCUUUGCCCUCCAACAAAAUAUGAUAAACAACAUUCACAAGAUGAUGUUAAAGAGGUUGUUUCAGCUUGGAUGAAAUCGAAACAAUCAUUAAAACACACAGUUUCUGCGCCGGGAAGCCUAAAACUGCAUUGGCUAGGUGCUAUGGAAAAGGCUAAGGCUCAUGAGGAUCCAUGGAAGUUAUAUGAUAUUAUAGGCUCCUGUCCAACAGAAAGUGCACGACGAUUUAGAUACAAUGCAUUAAAGAAAAAAUGGGUGCAAGAUAUUGUCAGUGUAAAAAUGGAAGAGGAGUCUUUUGGUCAAGGAGCGAUGAGAAAAUGCUACAGAAUGAAAAAAUUGUCAACCAUGGUACAUACAGAUGACUGGUCUUAUGCUUCCAAUGUUGUAGCCAAGCGAUAUAUACACACGGAUGUCAUGCCGAAUGUUUACUUUAAUGAUGUGAAACUUCAAAUGGACGCAAAAUUAUGGGCGGAAGAAUAUAAUCGACACAAUCCACCAAAAAAGAUUGAUAUCAUCCAAAUCGCCUGUGUUGAAUUAUUCGAGCGUGAAGGAUCACCCAUGUAUCAUAUCGAAAACUUUGUUGAAGGAAAAUAUGUGAAGUACAAUUCCAAUUCCGGUUUUGUGUUGCGUGAAGAUGAACAUGUCCGAGCAACACCACAGGCAUUCAGUCAUUUUACAUUUGAGCGUUCCGGCCAUCAUGUGAUGGUUGUUGAUGUACAGGGCGUAGGAGAUCUAUAUACUGAUCCGCAGAUUCACACGGCCGAUGCAGAAGAGUAUGGAGAAGCUAACUUAGGUACCAAAGGAAUGGCAUUGUUCUUUGCUUCGCAUCAUUGCACACAAAUUUGUGAAGAUAUGAACCUAAAAAAGUUUGAUUUAUCAGAAACUGGAAUGAAAAGAAUAAAUAAUAUCAGUUCUUCAAGCAGUACUUCCACUGAAGUGAAGAUUCCUCACAGUCCGGGACAAAAGUUAUUGCCAAUGUUCGAUUUAGUGGAAAGACUCAAAUCUAUUGAAUCGGAUGACGAGCUUAGCCCGGUCAGUCCGAAUGAUGACUCCAGGACGCCGUCAGUAUUUGGUAGCACAAAUAGUUUGGUUGGUGUGCCAACAAGAAGAAGGAGAAUGUACUCAGAAAUGGACAGUGGUAUGAGCUCGGAUGACGAGUGUUCACAUGAGAAUUACUUCAACCAACAUGAACGUAAAGGCGCUAACGUUGACGACGACCUUAAAAUUCUGACAUCAGAUUGUAUUAACAAGAGGUUGGAACUGCUAGAAUUUGAAGAGCGGCAAAUUUCAAUCAUUGGUGAGAUUCAUUACGACUUGGCAGUUUACAACAACGUUGGUCGUUUCACUGAUGGCGAGCCUGAUAACGAGUCGAGUUUAUUCCAUUUAAAUAAAGCUGCCCUGUGUGGUUCUCUGCAAGCCAACAAAGUGAUGGCCAUGAAAUACUUUAACCUACCAACAGAUCAAUUUGAGACGGUACAAAUCCGAGAAGACCAUGAUCGCGGGAUGGACUGUCUGCUUGAAGCUGCAACGCACGGGGAUAAAGACUCGAUGAUUAAAGUUGCUCAAGCUUUUGAUACUGGAAUUAAUCUUGGUGAUUCGAGGAAAAAAUCGUGGACAGAAGCUUUGAAAUGGUACGAAGCUGCUUUAGGUAGGUUGGAGGCUGGUGCUGGUAUUGGAGGCGGUAUCUCUGCCGACCAGAUCAACGCAAGAAUGGCUGAGAUAUGGCAGCAAGGUGGUAAUGGCGUUGAGAAAGACCCUAGCUACGCUGGAGAGUUAUACACUGCAGCCGCAGAAGCUGCAAUGGCUGAAGGAAAAGGAAAACUAUCUACUAAAUAUUUCAUGUUAGCUGAGGAAGCAUGGGGAGAAGUGGAAGAUUGAUUCGUUUAAAAUAUUUGAUCCAGUUUGCGUUGUCAUGUUCAUGGAAAAAAGAAAACAAAAACAAAAAAUUGACGUGAUGUGCGAAAAAGUCACAGAAAGUUAGUUGCGUUUUUUAAACACGUUCUCACAAUGCAUUUUUUUAAUACACGUUUUAGCGUAUACGUAAGCAUGAGUUUUUAAAGCACGUGUAUUUAUAUGCAGUCAACUCGACCCUGUUCUUUGUGGUAGAAGUACCCUUAAACGCCUAUACUUUUGCUUUAUCAAGACGAAAGAACAGGUUUAAAAGUUUUUUUUUAAUGUUUAAUUUUUUUCCACAUUUUUUUCCGGAAUUCCAUGUUUUAUAAAGCACUUUUUUUCCUGAUAAAUUUCCUUGUCAGGGACUGAUAUAACAUUUUUAUGAGCAAGGACUCUUCAAAACGAGACUGACUGUGACGAAAAUGUCAGAAUUUUAAUCUUUUUGUCUUAUUGUACAGCUAUUUGGGUAUGAUUCUCAUUUAACAAUUUUAUAUGACAAUUGAUAUUUUUAACGACCUCUAUUGAUAUUUUAAAGACCUAUAUGGAGUAACGUUUUUAUUAAGUUAGUGUUUGUGUUAGUAUAUUUAGAGAAAAAAAUUUAAGCGUUAAUCCGUAGGGAAAUGUGUAUAUAUAGGAAACCCAAUACACCCCCCGCACGAUUUUAUGUGUUGCAUACUUUGACUUUCGUCCACUUUGGGUUGUUCUGGUUUUUAUCAGUUUCGCGCGCGACGACUAAAAAGUUUUGUCUGAAUCUUCGUAGUUAGCAAGUUUUCAAGCAAGUAAUGAUAAAAGAUCUGGGUAAACAAAUUUAAAACAUUUCUUCAGUUUACGAGAUCUGUUUCUAAAUCCAAAUUUAGUAGAUAAAAUUUUAGGUUGUUACAAAAGGGUAAAAUUUUACUUUGUUUCAAACCAAUUAGGUAAAAUUUUAAAUAUACAUAUUAUGUACAUAAACGUGUGAAACAAAAUGAGCAUUAUAUUUUUCGGAGUUUUGACUCUGUGAUUGUAAAUUAUUUCUACAAAUAUCAAGUUAAAAUAAA